Messenger RNA from Saimiri boliviensis boliviensis (Bolivian squirrel monkey), 543 nucleotides. RefSeq names its product superoxide dismutase [Cu-Zn]-like. The record is from RefSeq and is a predicted model, not a curated record. Gene Ontology annotation, molecular function: copper ion binding. Lineage: Eukaryota; Metazoa; Chordata; Mammalia; Primates; Cebidae. Gene Ontology annotation, biological process: superoxide metabolic process.
UGCGUGUUGAAGGGCGACGGCCCAGUGCAGGGCACCAUCAAUUUCGAGCAGAAGGAAAGUAAUGGACCAGUUAAGGUGUGGGGAAGCAUUGAAGGAUUGGCUGAAGGCCUGCAUGGAUUCCACAUUCAUCAGUUUGGAGAUAAUACACAAGGCUGUACCAGUGCAGAUCCUCACUUUAAUCCUCUAUCCAGAAAACAUGGUGGGCCAGAGGAUGAAGAGAGGCAUGUUGGAGACCUGGGCAAUGUGACUGCUGGUAAAGACGGUGUGGCCAAUGUGUCAAUUGAAGACACUGGGAUCUCACUCUCAGGAGACCAUUCCAUCAUUGGCCGCACGUUGGUGGUCCAUGAAAAAGCAGAUGACUUGGGCAAAGGUGGAAAUGAAGAAAGUACAAAGACAGGAAACGCUGGAAGUCGUUUGGCUUGUGGUGUCAUUGGGAUCACCCAAUAAACAUUCCCCUGGAUGUAGUCUGAGUCCCAUUAACUCAUCUGUUAUCCUGCUAGCUGUAGAAAUGUAACCUGACAUUAAACACUGUAAUCUUAAAAG